Molecule: messenger RNA, 919 nt
Organism: Acromyrmex echinatior (Panamanian leafcutter ant)
Lineage: Eukaryota; Metazoa; Arthropoda; Insecta; Hymenoptera; Formicidae
Product: glutathione S-transferase-like
Biological process (GO): glutathione metabolic process
Molecular function (GO): glutathione transferase activity
Source: RefSeq, a predicted model, not a curated record
ACUCUAGUAGGGAGUAAGGAGUUAAAUAAAUAAAGGAGUUCAACAGGCUGCCGGCAAAAAAUCUUCCAGAUCUGUCCGGUUGGUCGGUUCUACAACGCCGUUAGCGCAAUAAACGCUUUUUCAUCUUCGCAGAAUCUGCCAAAUUCAAUAUGCCUUCAUACAAGCUGAUUUACUUCCCCAUCACGGCAUUGGCCGAGCCAAUUCGCUUCCUGUUCAACUAUGCUGGCAUCGAGUUUGAGGAUGAACGUUUUGAUAGAAAUGAUUGGCCAAAACUUAAGCCGACUAUGCCAUUCGGUAAAGUACCUGUACUCGAAGUAGAUGGAAAGAAAAUCGAUCAGUCCACAGCUAUCUCCCGUUAUUUGGCGAAGCAAUGUGGUCUUGCCGGCAAGAACGAUUGGGAAUCUUUGGAAAUAGAUUCUACUGUCGACACUAUCCAUGAUGUACGCGCCAGUAUCGCUAGUUUUCACUAUGAGAGCAAUGAAACAGCUAAAAAUGAGAAACUUAAAGCUAGCAAGGAGUUAGUGCCAUAUUAUUUGGAGCGUUUAGACGCACAGGUGAAGAAGAAUGGUGGUUACUUUGUCGGUGGUUCUUUGACAUGGGCUGAUUUAGUUUUCGUCGGUCUUUUGGAUUAUUUGAAUUUCAUGAUGAAGGAGGACAUCGUUGAGAAGUAUGAGAAUCUGAAACAACUCCAAAAGACAGUAGAGGAAGUACCGGCUAUCAAAAACUGGAUCGAGAAGCGUCCGCCAGCGAUCUUUUCACCGAAUUAAUUCGGUUGAUUUCAUACAUGAUUUCAUAAAAUGAUAAUUUUCUGACAGAGAUUUAUCGUCAUUGAUGAUUGAUAAAUUAUCGAUUUUUCUUUUUUUUCAAACGCGUUUAUAUCUAUCGAAAAGCAUAUAUAUGAUUGAUUUAUGAACUAGGA